AUGCCACGACAUUGUGCACCCUUCUGUCGAGGUCCAGAUAAACGAGAUUUUAUGGAUACAAAUCCUGAAAAGACGGCAGAUGACUUUUAUAAAAAAUAUGAUCCGAUGAUUGGAGUGGGCACAGCAGCAAUUCUUAUAGCAUUUUUUCUAUUAAUAACAAUAAAAUCUUUUAUUAGAUAUAUUUUUAGAAAAAUUAAACAAUAUAAUUUUAAUCAGGAAUUAAAGGCACAAUCAAGAUGUAUAGAUGUAGCAAAUGACCAAGAAAUUAAAAAUUAUGAACCUAAAAGUUCGGGAAGCAGCAUGAUGGGUAAUGGUGUUAUAGAAUUAUGUUGA
Messenger RNA from Strongyloides ratti, 333 nucleotides. RefSeq lists its product as hypothetical. The record is from RefSeq and is a predicted model, not a curated record. Lineage: Eukaryota; Metazoa; Nematoda; Chromadorea; Rhabditida; Strongyloididae. The transcript has a single exon. The coding region runs from base 1 to 333 and encodes 110 amino acids.